Molecule: messenger RNA, 420 nt
Organism: Arachis stenosperma
Lineage: Eukaryota; Viridiplantae; Streptophyta; Magnoliopsida; Fabales; Fabaceae
Product: protein FAR1-RELATED SEQUENCE 5-like
Exons: 2
Coding region: 1-420 (139 amino acids)
Source: RefSeq, a predicted model, not a curated record
AUGGAACAAGCAAUUUGUGAAGAAGUAUCGUACGGCACAGCAUAUGAUGGUAGUGAUCAGUAUAAUUCUUGCGACGUUAAUGUUCCAUCGCUUAGUGAAGAUGACACACAACAUUUACCCAAUCACACUGAAAUUCUAUUAGAUGAAAUCCCGUACGUUGGAUUGAGAUUUGUUUCCUUGCAGCGGGCACAAGAGUUUUACUCUAAUUAUGCAAAGAAAGUUGGCUUUGUAACUAGGAUUAGGAAUACCAACUUUGACAAGACCAUGAAGGAUUCAAAGAUACCCAUUAACCAAUCGUUACACUGUAGUCGUGAAGGUUAUCGGGAGUCUCGAGUGAAGGCAGCAACUCGGGUAAAGAGAAUAACAACCAGAUGCAAAGCAAAGAUGUACGUCAUGCUUGAUAGGCAGAAGGAUAAUUAG